Salarias fasciatus (jewelled blenny) is the source of this 3625-nucleotide messenger RNA. RefSeq names its product calcium channel, voltage-dependent, alpha 2/delta subunit 2b (gene cacna2d2b). Gene Ontology annotation, molecular function: voltage-gated calcium channel activity. NCBI's taxonomy places the organism in Eukaryota, Metazoa, Chordata, Actinopteri, Blenniiformes, Blenniidae. The transcript is spliced from 38 exons. Gene Ontology annotation, cellular component: voltage-gated calcium channel complex. The coding region runs from base 91 to 3399 and encodes 1102 amino acids. The record is from RefSeq and is a predicted model, not a curated record.
UUCACCCUCCGGAGACGGUGCGGGAGCGCUUCAUUCACGCACCGAGAACACCCCCCACCCCCCCCCCGCGACGAGCAUUUUUAAUGGAAAAUGGCGAUAGGCGAAAGAUCUUGCAGCAUCGUCUGCUUGGUAUCUCUCCAGAUGAUCUUGAUUUUCAGCGCAUCGUGGCCUGGAGCGGACAGUCUCACGUUCCCCCAGCAGUACACGAUAAUGCACUGGGCCCGGCGUAUCGAGCAGGAGAUUGACAGAGUCUUUCAGCACAUCACUGGUGCUCAGCAGUUGAAAGGGAUAUACAAUGAGGAGAGACGACGGUUUAGUUUGGCAAAAAAUCAACCCAAGAAGAUUGUAGAGAAGGUGGCGCUGGACAUCGAGAGGCUCCUGGCGAAAAAGCGCAAAGCACUGGAUAGAUUAGCCAAAGAGGCUGAGCGCCUCCAGCGGGAGCAUUCGUGGCAGGAUGGGAUCAAGGAGCUGGACAUGGCUUAUUAUGACUCCAAGGCAGAGCUGGAUUAUUACUCCAUGGAUGGAGAGGGGGAGGUGGAGAAUCCCUCCCACAUCAAGUUGGAGUUUGUGUACGAUCCAAACUUCAAAAACAACGUCAACUACUCCUACACAGCUGUUCAGAUUCCUACAGACAUCUACAAAGGAGCACCGGUCAUUCUGAAUGAGCUGAACUGGACACAAGCGCUGGAGAAAGUGUUCAUGGAGAACAGUCGGGAGGAUCCGUCUCUGCUGUGGCAGGCGUUCGGGAGUGCGACGGGAGUCACUCGCUACUAUCCAGCGACACCUUGGAAAACGCCUGAUAAGAUCGACUUGUAUGAUGUCAGAAGGCGACCCUGGUACAUUCAGGGCGCCUCAUCCCCCAAAGACAUGGUCAUCCUCGUUGACGUGAGCGGCAGCGUCAGCGGACUCACGCUGAAGCUCAUCAAAGCCUCGGUGAUGGAAAUGCUCGACACGCUGUCCGACGACGACUACGUCAACGUGGCCAGGUUUAACGAGAAGGCCGAGGCCGUGGUGCCGUGCUUCAGACACCUCGUCCAGGCUAACGUGCGAAACAAAAAGAUUUUCAAAGACGCGGUGCAGCAGAUGCAGGCGAAGGGAACCACCGACUACAAGUCUGGAUUUCAUUUUGCCUUCAAUCAGCUGUUAAAUAAGACAAAUGUCCCCCGGGCUAACUGCAAUAAAAUAAUCAUGCUGUUUACCGAUGGAGGCGAGGACAGAGCUCAGGACGUCUUCAUGCAAUACAACUGGCCCAACAAAACGGUCAGAGUGUUUACCUUUUCUGUUGGCCAACAUAACUACGAUGUCACACCUUUACAGUGGAUCGCCUGCACCAAUAAAGGUUACUAUUUUGAGAUCCGCUCCAUCUGUGCUAUAAGGAUUAACACCCAGGAGUACCUUGACGUGCUGGGGCGGCCCAUGGUUCUGGCAGGCAGCGAAGCCAAGCAGGUUCAGUGGACCAACGUGUAUCAGGAUGCUCUGGGUCUCGGCAUGGUGGUCACCGGGACUUUACCUGUGUUUAACCUCACCAUGGAUGGAAACUCUCAGAAUCAGCUGAUAUUGGGCGUCAUGGGAGUCGACGUGCACCUCGACGAGAUAAAGAGACUGACUCCACGAUACAACCUGGGAGCCAAUGGAUAUAUAUUCGCCAUCGAUCCAAACGGGUACCUGCUCCUUCACCCUAAUCUCCAGCCUAAGCUGGUGAACCUGCCCGAGCCCGUGACGCUGGACUUCCUGGAUGCAGAGGUGGAGGACAGCAAUAAGGAGGAGAUUCGCCGUCAAAUGAUCGAUGGAAGACCUGGUGAAAUGCAGAUCAAGACUCUCAUCAAGUCAAUUGAUGAGCAAUACAUUGAUGAAGUGUUCAGAGGAUACACCUGGACUCCCAUCAGCGGUACAGAUUACAGUCUCGGUCUGGUGCUGCCUCCAUACAACGAGUACUACAUCCAGGCCGACCUGAGCGACGUGAUGCUGCAGCUCCAGUACAUGCAGUCGCUGCUUCCCAGCUCUUUCGAAUCAUCGGGACACGUGUUUCUGGCUCCAAGGGAGUACUGCAAACGCCUGCAGCUCUCUGACAACAACACUCAGUUCCUGCAGAACUUCCUCUCUCUCAUGCUGGACAUCUCCCCUGAAUCUGAUGAGUGUGACCAAGGCCUCAUCCACAACCUGAUUUUAGACUCGAGGAUAAUUGGGCAGCUCGCCUCUCGUGUCUGGAAGAACAAGGACCUAAACUCGUAUGGCUUCCUGGCUGUAUUCGCAUCCACAGAUGGAGGAAUAACACGAGUUUUCCCAAACAUAGCUGCCGAGAUGUGGGAUGAGGAUCCUGAACCCUUCAAUUCAAAUUUUUACAGACGGAGUCUCGACAACAGAGGCUACAUGUUCAGACCCCCAUCGAGAUCCCCUCCGGACGACACUGCUGGAGCAGAAAACGGCACUGUGGGUAUUCUGGUCAGUUCUGCCGUGGAGGUUAAUUUAGGAGGGAAACUACUCAAACCUGCAGUGGUCGGAGUGAAGUUGGACCUGGAAGCGUGGGUGGACAAGUUUAAAAUCCUGGCCAGCAACGUGUCGGACAGUCGACAAGGGUCACACAAGUGUGGACCUUCCAGAAGCUGUGAGAUGGACUGUGAGGUGAACACAGACGACCUUCUCUGUUAUCUCAUUGAUGAUGGAGGGUUCCUCGUGAUGUCGAAUCAAAGAGAUCACUGGAAGAAGAUCGGCCUUUUCUUUGGCGAUGUGGACCCUUUCCUGAUGCACGCGCUUUACAACAACUCCAUCUUCACUCGGCGGCAGUCCUUCCACUACCAGUCUGCGUGCGAGCCGGUCAGCAGCAGCCACACCGGCGCAGCGCCGAGAGGCAUCUUUGUGCCCUCCAUUGCUGACGUCCUGAACCUGGCCUGGUGGACGUCCACACUGGCAUGGUCGGUGACUCAGCAACUUCUGUACGGAGUGCUUUACAACAGUUGGCUCAACCAAGACGAUAUUCUCGCGGAAGGCUUCGAGAUCAAGGACAGCAGCUGCGUGACCAUCCAAAGCCAGUUCUACUUCACAAACACCACCAACUCCUACAAUGUGCUGCAGGACUGUGGAAACUGCUCACGGCUGUUCCACGCGAAGCGGAUAGAAAACACCAACCUGCUCUUCGUGGUGGCCGAGACGCUGCCCUGCAGCUCCUGUGAGAUCGAGAGGCUGACCCAGGUUAGGACGGAGUUCCAGGAGGAAAAUCCAUGUGAAGUGCUGAGCAAUGCACGCUAUCGUAGAGGCCCGCCGUCCUGCUUUGACUACAGUGCCUUAGAAAACACGUCAGAGUGUGGACGGGGUCAUUCUCUGCAGUCCUCUAUAGGAGUGCUUCUCUUCUUUCAGCUCAUUCUGCCUCUCUUUCAUCUCCAACAUGAGCAAACGCUCUGACAUUUUUCAUCUCUUUGGUUUUAGGCUCGGAUCUACUGAAGGUCAGAUCAAACAGCGGCUGCAAAUUUAGUCUCUUUUGAUGUACAAACGGCUCCCAGUUACUGUUACUCAGAAAGAAAACCCCCGGAUCUGCUCUUAGUGUUUUUUGCCUUAUUGCUGAUGCAUUUGUUGGCAUUUCAGGACUUUAGUGCAAAAUACAAAAAGAGAAUGUGAUGUGUGUGCAUGC